AUGCAGUGUCUCCAACAGUUUCAGAAUCCAGAACAGGGUACAGCAAUGGAGAAGAACAACCCACGUAUCUGUUGUUUGUGCAACGUUACAUUUCAGCACCCCAAAAUACUAGCCUGCCUGCAUAGCUUUUGCCUUGUCUGUCUUCAGACUUUGCAGAGUACUGUCGUCAAAUUAGAGAAGUGGAUCCAAUGUCCUAUUUGCCAUCAGAAAACCGAGCUAACCGAGACAGGUGUAGAUGGGCUGAAGAGGAACUUCUUCCUCGGUCGGCUCGUCGACGAUUCAACUCUAUCGCAGACUCUUCAGUGUGCCAACAUUUUAUGUGGGUUGUGCCCACGGGAACCAGCACUGUUGGCAGAGUCACGGUGCUUUGAAUGCGCCAAGUUUCUUUGUCAAGAUUGCCAGAAGAUUCACAAUGGCAUACCCUCAACCUUCGGCCAUGAGAUACUCUCUUUGGAAGAGAUUCGUAAAGUUGUUCAUGGUGAUCUGGAUAAUCCAACCCCUCAUCGAUUGAAGGCUUUGAAACCUCGGAACAACACCUUGGAGUGCCCUAAACAUCCAGAGGUAAAGAGCAGGUUCUUCUGUCAAACCUGUGAGGAGCUCAUUUGCCACGACUGCAUGGUGAUAGACCACCCUCCUGCAUCCCAUAGCUACACUAGCCUUGAUGAAGCAGCCCCAGGUAAGAGAGAGUCUGCAAAGAACAAGAUGGCGCGGUUGAAGAUGAAGCUUCCUGAUGCUGACAGUUUCCUGCAAGCUUCGAAAAAGAUGAGCUUGGAGCUUAAGAGCUGUGCUGACAGGGCAAAGAAAGAAGUCAAGACCCAGGCUCUGCUCAACCGGGAGCGUGUAGAUGAAGAGGAGAAGCGUCUUCUGAAAGAAAUUCGCCUGGAAACCCAGAAACAAAUGAGACAAUUAAAAGAAGCUGAAGUCGAAGUGAAGAUCAUGUCGAAGCAUAUUCACAAUUCACUGCAAUGCGGUGGUGUUUUUGUUGAAGAGUCAACAGAUAGUGAGUUUCUUUGGCUGUAUUUGGUUCUCAUGAAGGAUUUGGAACACCUUGAAGAGCUUCAGUUGCCUAGCCGAAUGUCUAUGUUGAGUUUCAUCAGCACUGAAAUUGAUAUCAGUCUGGGAGAGUUACAGAAGAUCGACAUAGCAGAAAUGGUCACCGGAGAGCUUGCUAAUAAGCUGAAAGAAAGCACCAAACUCAAAUAUGGUAAGAUCGAUAUGACGUCGCCAGCAUCAUCUUUAGAGAGCUUCCAACCACACGCACCAAAGGAAACAGAUGUCCUCCAGAAACAAGAGCUAGAGCAAAAACAAGAGACCAGAGAUUCAUCGAGUGAUGGUCCCAAUUCUGAGGCAGAGAAUAGGCCUAUAAAGUAUGUGCCCCAGCUGUCCAAGACAAGCACCUUACCGAAGCCGAUCUCACAACCAACUGGCAAACAAACUGUCAAAACUCCAAGUCAAGAACCAAGCAACUCGUCUGCAUCUAAAGCCUCCACUUCUGCCGGACGAGAGAAGAAAGUUGAGAAAACUUCACUUCCCAUGAGUAAUGUGUCCAAGCCACCCUCAAACCCAACUGGCAAACCAACUGACAAAACUCCAAGUCAAGAACCAAGCAAGUCAACUGCGCUGAAACCAUCAUCAUCUGCUGGACCAGGGAAGAAAGUUGACACAACUUCACCUCCCAUCAAGCCAAUCUCACAACCAACUGGCAAACUGAAUGACAAGACUUCCAGUCAACAACCAAACAACUCGUCGGCGCCAAAACCCUCAUCUGGGGCAAGAAGGAAACAGGCCCCUUUACCUGCCUCCGACAGAGUCCUUCGUUCAUCCUCAAAGUCGAAUGCAAACGAUGAAAGAAAGUUUGAAGAAACGAAAAGACAAGCGCAUCAAAAAAGAACUCACCAGCCUCAUCGUCAAUCUUCAAAUGGAAAAGCAAGUGCAGAAAAUAAUCAGAAAAUGGUGGAAAAUAAAGAACCAGAAGUUUUUCGAGAGUAUGGGGUACAAGGAAGUUCAAUGGGAGAAUUGCAGAGCCGAGACGAAACAGACUCAAGGUUCCCUAGAAAGGAUGGGCCUCAUCAGGAGCCUGCUCACAGCUGGUCUCCCGAUGACUGUGACAGUGAUGACUCAGAUUUGUAGGUAGGUUCAUGCAUGGAGGAUUGGUGAGGGAAUGUACAAUGAUGGUAAUAAUUGCUUCUUAUGUAGUGCGCAUAUCCGUCACGCAGUGACACUCAAGGCACUUUAACAUACAGUAUUUUUCUUUGAGGUAUGUGGGAUUAAUUAUACUCCUUUCACAUAGCACCAUGUAUUGGUUUACAAGUGCUGUGGUGCAAUAUGCUGCAAAUCAAACCAGGAACACCAGGGUGAACCCAUUUUCUUUUCGUUAAGCGCACUGGGUUCUUUUUUGUGCGUUACCCACACACGGGCAACAGCUUUACGUCCCAUCCGAAGGACAAAGCAAUAUUGGUUAAGUGUAUUGUUUAAGGACACAGGUAUGACACACCUCUCGAACCCCCACUCUGCUGUUCAGAAACACCGGAGUUCCUACCCGGUGCACUUAAACGCUAUAGGCCAUGACACGCCACAAUUUACCUUAUGAAUUGCAUCAUCCUGUCGCCAUCUUAGAGGUAAAGGAUCAUGAAACAGUGGAACACCCAAUUGCUAAAUGCUUGGUGCUCAGGAUGAGCCAAUGAGAAUCUUUUGUUUGACCUCUAGCCGAUCGAGAGCACUCUAACUCGGAUGCGCAACGUGCUUAUAGGGUCUAUAGGAAAACACUGAGAAAAGGGUUAGUGUGCAGGGUGAAUGCACCACACUAAAUAAGCCCUCAGUAGCAACCAAUCGUAAAUUGCAAACCAUUUAAAAACCAUGCUCUAAAAAUAUUCAAUAACAACAAUAAUAAUAAUAACAGUAUUUAUAAAGCGCCAAAUUGCCAAAGGAUACAAGGCGCUGAGA
This is a messenger RNA of Asterias rubens (European starfish), 2943 nucleotides long. RefSeq names its product E3 ubiquitin-protein ligase TRIM56-like. Gene Ontology annotation, molecular function: ubiquitin-protein transferase activity; zinc ion binding. The record is from RefSeq and is a predicted model, not a curated record. Gene Ontology annotation, cellular component: chromatin; nucleoplasm. The coding region runs from base 1 to 2130 and encodes 709 amino acids. NCBI's taxonomy places the organism in Eukaryota, Metazoa, Echinodermata, Asteroidea, Forcipulatida, Asteriidae. Gene Ontology annotation, biological process: positive regulation of DNA-templated transcription. The transcript is spliced from 7 exons.